AUGAACACCCGCGCAAAACAACCUUCCACAUCUCCAGUCUGAAUGAGACCAUCCUAACCAUCAGCUGAUAUGGUUGCGCCCACCUCGCGCCAAUGGAAGAUGCAAACGGCCCCAAAACCAUAAUCCCCGCGCCGCCGGACAACGAUGACCAGCAGCACCCAGGGCGGACGCGCUCCAGCAGCGCAAGCAGCGGACACAAGCGCACCACAUCCAGCUCGCUCCUGUCACGGCUCUCCUUCCUGCGAAUGAUGCAAGCCAACCAGGACAAUAAUCCGUCCCAGCGAAACUACCCCAGCGCCAACCGCGACAGCGUCGACGAGCUCGGCCCGGGCCUAAAGGGGGCCAAGGCCAUGUCGACCGCGCUGCAGCAGCACAAGCGCACACGCAGACGGAGAGGCUCGCUACGGAAGACAGCGCUGCUGGGAACGCGGUUCGAACACCGCGAUAAGAAGAUCAGCCGGACGUCGUCGGAUGUUCUGCGGGGGGAGGUCAGGGAAGGACCACAGCAGCUGCCGCCGCCCCGCGCUGGGACGUUCCCUGUCGGCAGUGACAUGUACCCUAUCGGCAACCAGGACGAAGAAGAAAGUUAUGAGAAUACGCGAGCGUGGACGUUUAUGGAGGCGCCGUCGAGGUCUGCGGGGGACCAUCCUCAUCUGCCCCUCGCAAAGGACGACAAGAUGCUCGGGGGUGAGACGACCGACGACGAGGAGAUCAUGACGUUCCCGCGCGUCAAGAACACAAACGCCGCUGUCGCUGCGGCGCUGCAUAGUUCCUCCGCGGGCAGCAAUGCCGGCGCUGCAGGCUUGCACCUCCCGACGACCGCUUCCAGCGCAGACCCCUACUACGCUCUCCAGGCAGAGCCGGCGUACAGGGCCAUCCACCGGGCCAAAUCGCCUCUCACGACUCAUCCGGCGGAUAUAGCGGGUGGCCCGGAACUGGUGCGGGACUACUCGGAGACGGAGUGGUGGGGGUGGAUAAUUCUGAUUGUGACGUGGAUUGUGUUUGUUGUCGGCAUGGGGAGUUGCUUUGGGGUGUGGAGCUGGGCUUGGGAUGUCGGUGAGACGCCCUAUGCGCCGCCUGAGCUGGAGGAUGAUCCUACGCUGCCUAUUGUCGGGUAUUAUCCGGCGCUUAUUAUUCUGACGGCUGUUAUGUCGUGGGUUUGGGUUGUGGUUGCCUGGGUGGGUAUGAAGUAUUUUAAGCAUGCGAAUAUCUCGGGGGAUGAUAUAUGAUUGUACCAACCAAUGGAUCUUUAUGUGCUGUUUUUGUCG
This is a messenger RNA of Aspergillus campestris IBT 28561, 1268 nucleotides long. RefSeq names its product PIG-Y family protein. NCBI's taxonomy places the organism in Eukaryota, Fungi, Ascomycota, Eurotiomycetes, Eurotiales, Aspergillaceae. Bases 93 to 1229 code for a protein of 378 amino acids. The transcript has a single exon. The record is from RefSeq and is a predicted model, not a curated record.